Trichoderma virens Gv29-8 is the source of this 1547-nucleotide messenger RNA. RefSeq lists its product as uncharacterized. The transcript has 4 exons. The coding region runs from base 172 to 1257 and encodes 361 amino acids. NCBI's taxonomy places the organism in Eukaryota, Fungi, Ascomycota, Sordariomycetes, Hypocreales, Hypocreaceae. The record is from RefSeq and is a predicted model, not a curated record. Gene Ontology annotation, cellular component: cytoplasm. Gene Ontology annotation, molecular function: glutamine synthetase activity.
AUUUGAUUGCUUCAUUUUUAGUCCAUUCUUUGGUCUUUUCGAAUACCCAUAUAUAUACCGCUGGUUGAACUGCACUCGGCUCGCAUUCAAUCCUUCUUCCCCACUACUACUUCUUUCUUCCUCCCACAACACAAAUCCACUUUCCACAAACACACACACACAACAGUCAUCAUGGCCAACCGAGAAAUUCUGUCGUCUCGAACUGAGACUCUCAACAAGUACCUGAAGCUCGACCAGAAGGGCAAGAUCAUGGCCGAGUAUGUCUGGAUCGACUCUAUCGGCGAGACUCGAUCAAAAUCCAGGACGCUCCCUGAGCUCAAGGACAAGGAGUACACCCCCGAGGAUCUGCCCGUCUGGAACUUCGACGGCUCUUCAACUGGCCAGGCCCCUGGUCACGAUUCCGAUGUCUAUCUUCGCCCUUGCGCCGUCUACCCCGAUCCCUUCCGUGGCUCUCCCAACAUCAUCGUCCUCGCUGAGUGCUGGAACGCCGACGGCACCCCCAACAAGUACAACUACCGCCAUGAGUGCGCCAAGGUCAUGGAGGCCAACGCCUCUCUCGAGCCCUGGUUCGGUCUCGAGCAGGAGUACACUUUCCUCGACCACGACGAGAGGCCUUAUGGCUGGCCCGUUGGCGGUUUCCCUGCUCCUCAGGGUCCCUACUACUGCGGUGUAGGCAGCGGCAAGGUUGUCCUGCGUGACGUCGUUGAGGCCCACUACAAGGCCUGUCUCUAUGCUGGCGUCAACAUCUCUGGUACCAACGCCGAGGUUCUGUCAAGUCAGUGGGAGUUCCAGGUCGGCCCUUGCGUCGGCAUUGAGAUGGGUGACCAGCUCUGGAUUGCCCGUUUCUUCCUUGCCCGCAUCGCCGAGGACUUUGGUGUCAAGAUCUCCCUGCACCCCAAGCCCAUCAAGGGUGCCUGGAACGGCAGUGGUCUGCACUCCAACUUCUCCACCAAGCAGAUGCGUGAGGAGGGUGGCAUGAAGUACAUCGAGGAGGCCCUCAAGGCCCUCGAGCCCCACCACAGCGAGUGUAUCAAGGAGUACGGUGAGGACAACGACCUCCGUCUGACCGGUGACUGCGAGACCGGCUCCAUCGAGAAGUUCAGCUGGGGUGUUGCCAACCGUGGUACCUCCAUCCGUGUUCCCCGUGAAACCGCUGCCCGUGGCUGCGGCUACUUCGAGGAUCGCCGACCCGCCUCCAACGCUGACCCUUACCGUGUCACCAAGAUCCUGAUGACCUCAAUUUUCGGCAAGAUCUAAGUCUUUGGCUUAGAAACUGUGGGGGAAUUGAAAGGAGAGGAUGUGUGUGUGGCGAAGGGAAAAUUUACAUAAGGGGAUGUAACAUUACGGACACUAGGGAGUUGCACUUAAUAUGACCUUGAGGGAAACAAAUGGUUAGGCGUAUGGGUUGUUCUUUUUCAACAUAUAUCAUGAUGACUGGGCAGUCGACUUUUUAGACUUGAUAGCUGUGUAUGCGGCUUAGAUUGAUUUACGAAUGCGAGACAAGGGCUUUGCAACAAGCACCUACAUAUCACUACUAUACUCUCUCC